CGGAAUUGUUCUUGAACUUUAGUAGACCCGGGAGCCGGAAGUAUCUACAAAAAUAAGACUUCGGACCCAGUGGAUGUCAGGGACCUGAUGUACACGAUGUGCAGGCUACUCAUACACCUGUCUCUAAAGGUCCCGAGCAACACUGCCCGAAUUCAGCCUAGUAACGGUCCAGACAAGUACCGCCCUUCAAACCUUCAUCGGCAACCCGAACGUGAUGAGUACAGACACAACACCCACGAGAGUCAUUACUAUCGGUAUAGGGUACGUCGCAGUGCGCUGUGAUGAUGAAGCCUCUUUUGCACUCAUAGAUGGAAAUAAAGUGGGGCGACGUGUUCCGGAAAGACGAAUCUGGCGAAACAUCUUCAAAAUUGUCUGCACAACAGCUUUAUCAUUCACCAGGAUGUGCGUGAUAAUUCCUCCUGGAUAAUUCUUCUUUUCAACGAUCGUUGCACCUUCUUGUAUGUGCUAGGAUUUCCUACCGCCCACCGAAAUGCUUCCCGUCGAUCCAGAUUUUGGGUUUCCACACUGUGACGAUGCUCCCAGCGCUAUUGACUGGGAUCGCAUGACGUCUUUCCUAUCCGAUGUGAAAAGGACAGGCUUCCUUCCUUCAAACCACCAAUCCUAUGCCAAUCUCCUCGAAUCCCCUGAAGUUGUGCCUAUCGACGAUCACAAACUCAUACCUGAAUGGAAGACACAAAGCAAAAACCUUGCAUUGCAGCAUCUGGAGAAGUACGGCGAGAAGCUUGUUUGGGUGUUGGUUGACGGUUUCCUACUAUACUGGGAUGAGGUGAGGGCCAAAGUGUAUUCACUCACGCGACUAAGAGGACCGAUGCAUCAUGCAAUCAUGGAGCGCCUAGUCUCUAGCCUUGACGUACGUUUCUUUCUUCGUGUGCCGGAAGAUCUCGCCAGGGCCAGGCGUGAGGCUCGGGUAUAUCACACACCCGAGGGAUAUAUCUGGCAUGACCCUCCUCAGUACUGGGAGAGGGCAGCUUGGCCAGGUUAUAUUCAAGCUCAUAAACACAUGUUCGAGGACGGAGAUGUCACGAAUGGACAACUGAGCGGAAAGGUGGAGGAAUUGGUGCUAAUCGAGAGUACGGAGGUGGUAAUGACGGACAUGGUCAAGAGGGUAAUGGAGAAAGUAUUGAAUGUUUCUGCGGGAGUAGGGAGUAAACGUUGCAUGAACUGAGGAAAGAAGGUCGAUGGUAGCAGCGGUGUCGGUGAACUGACCGUCCGGGAAAUCUUAUCUCACCACCUAGCUGCUCAAACUCCCGAUAAUUAAUGCAAGAGAGAAGAUCAUGAAGGGAACAGGCUCUAGAGUUCCCAGAAGGAUCCGGAACCACCUUGAAGGAUACGAGAUGAUUGACUCGAGAUUAACAAAUUUGCGACGACAUGUUCUUCAACACCGGGGCAGAUCACUGACUCGAGGGUGCUCAGGUUACCUGUAACACACUGAGAGUCGGCCGCUUUUGCUUUUCCCUACAGGCUCCUCAUAUACUUACAAUUUGCUCGUAUUAUGUCUAGAUUGAGGCAG
Marasmius oreades (fairy-ring Marasmius) is the source of this 1531-nucleotide messenger RNA. RefSeq lists its product as uncharacterized. Gene Ontology annotation, cellular component: cytoplasm. The coding region runs from base 491 to 1186 and encodes 231 amino acids. NCBI's taxonomy places the organism in Eukaryota, Fungi, Basidiomycota, Agaricomycetes, Agaricales, Marasmiaceae. The record is from RefSeq and is a predicted model, not a curated record. The transcript is spliced from 3 exons.